Molecule: messenger RNA, 2364 nt
Organism: Folsomia candida
Lineage: Eukaryota; Metazoa; Arthropoda; Collembola; Entomobryomorpha; Isotomidae
Product: transcription factor 23-like
Exons: 4
Coding region: 520-1242 (240 amino acids)
Biological process (GO): developmental process; regulation of transcription by RNA polymerase II
Molecular function (GO): DNA-binding transcription factor activity, RNA polymerase II-specific; RNA polymerase II transcription regulatory region sequence-specific DNA binding; protein dimerization activity
Source: RefSeq, a predicted model, not a curated record
AAGAUGCUAAAAAUGGAUCAAGGCGGAGAUCCAAGAUCUUUGGAGGAUGGUCCACCCAGUCCUUGUGUAAACAUUUCGUCAAAGGCGGAGAAGGCCGGAAAAGUUUUAUUGGACGAGUAUUCCUUCUUCCGAACCUUUAUUUCUCCUCUCGGCGUUUUCUUCCCUGGCGUCAUGAGGAAAAUGAAAAUGAACAAACGCCAAGUGUCAAUACCGAUUAUGAUGAGAGCUCAAUCAUUCAGUGGAAGCCUGCUACUUUGCUACAUAUUUUACUCCCAUGCAUUUUUUUCAUUCUGACGCAACUGCACAUCAACAUAAAGAUAAUCCUCCCCAUUGAACGGUGACACUAAACACGAUCAUAAUAAUACUUCUAAUAAUAAUUGGUUUUUGUGCAAUAAUAAUUGAUUUGUGCGUGCAAAUGCACCCACGCAAACACGAAAUAGUUUUCGAAUCUACCCCUAUCGAAAGGAAGUAUUAAGUAUUAGAACAAGUGUGAGACUUUUUUUGUGAGAUUACUCCAAGAUGCCGAGACGAAAGAAGGGUUCAGGAAAAUCAGGAUCUGGUGUUUCCAUAUCCAUAAACAAGGGCAAACCUCAACAACGGAAUGCUGCAAAUGCCCGAGAAAGAGCAAGAAUGAGAGUCUUGAGCAGAGCAUUUUGUCGACUAAAAACAACCCUGCCCUGGGUCCCAGCGGACACAAAGCUGAGCAAAUUGGACACUUUGCGACUUGCAGCGUCUUACAUUGCCCAUCUCAAGAAGGAGUUGACUGAUGACAGCAUUCUGUCCCCCGAUGAGAAUCUAUCACAUCCAGAAAUGACUUUGACGUGGCCAUUUGGUUUUAAUCGGCCAGCUCUUCUGAGAGGAGGAGGGAACGGAAGUUCGUCUCUAGGAGGCGAGGGAAGUGAAAUGGAUGAGGAGGACGAGGAGGAAGAAGGAAAUAGUUCGGGAGGCUGUUGGGAGGAAUCUCAUCACCCGAACGGCGAGAAGGACUGCAUCCACCUGGACAACCCCAACCAGCCAACAAGCUCUGAUUUAUUGGAAAAACACAUCCACGAGAUGCAACUCCACCAGCAUGAAUCCAACAACUACAAUAAAUGUCACCCCAUCAUCAUCUCGAACCCAAAUUCCGCGGACUCAUGCAACAAUUUGGCCUACAAUUUCCACCAGGUCCAACGUCAACAACCCCACACACACUCCUCCGGGAUGUCAUACUUUCAAAAUGAUGUCAUCAUGUCCUUGAGUUGAACAACGUCUGUUUCAAAGGCUAGUCUCAUUUUCCCCAAUAUUUUGCAAAGUAUGUAAUUCUACCACGUUUGCAAGAUUUAUACUCGUCCUCAGUAUUUUCGUUAUUAUUACUUAUUGUAUACGAUAAUAAGAUGUAUGUUCAUGCACAGUUUCACACAUUGCAUGAAUCAUUGCAUGAACAAACCCAAAGAACAAGAAAAAGUGUCGCUUUUUCAUUACCACCAAAAUCAAUGUCAUAUUAUAAUCAUACCCCGGACAAAUAUUUUUUUAUCCUACCCUACUCGUGUUGAGCUCAACAUGAGUAGGGUAGGAUAAAAAAAUAUUUUUCCGGGGUAUGAUUAUAAUCUCUUCUACUGUAUGUGUUUAAUUCGUGGAUGCAUGUUCAUGGAUCAGAUUCUUAUAUAUGAUGAAUCGCAGUAUUCGUAGUGUUAUUAGUCAGCAGUUUUCUGGACAACCUCCCAAAAAAACUGAAACAAUUUGGGUGUUCCUAUUUUUCCAUUUGAAAGUGUUGAUUUUAAGGAAAAACUUAAUUAGUUGUAAAUAGUAAUUGACAAGUUAAGUGACGUAUGAAUAUACGCGCGAGGUUUCUGAUCGUCAGUGGUGUUCGUUUCGUUCUUCCUUCGCACUAAUGCGUUCACUCCAGGGAUCUCGAACCUUGGACGUUGGAAUACAUCUACUUGGAUGGAUGGAUUCUUUAGAAAUUCUGAAAAUAACUCCACUUUUGAGAUUCCACUCUGCUCUCGUCCAAAUCUAUGACUUCCCACUUCAUCUUUGAAUAAACUUUUCAUAAAACUCAUGCAUAAGUCUUCCCUUUCUCUCCAGAUUUUUUCUCCAUUUCAUUCGGGCAAAUGUAUAUGAAAUUGAAAUACCGCAUUUCCUCUUGUUUCCACAAAACUUUUAAUUAGUUCUCUGUGCCAGGAGGAAGUAUUAUAUAAGUAACCAUUCAAUUUAUUGUUAUGAAUUUCACAAAAUGGUCCAAAUCAUGGAUUGUUCCCGGUGAGGUGGUGAAACCUUGUCAGUGCGAACUACUACUUUAUGUAGGUUCGUUGUAUCAUAAUAAUUCAUUGUAAUUUUUAUGUAAAAAACAAAUGGUAAUUAAAGAAAUUGGAAGCUGGAAAACUG